Messenger RNA from Punica granatum (pomegranate), 980 nucleotides. NCBI's taxonomy places the organism in Eukaryota, Viridiplantae, Streptophyta, Magnoliopsida, Myrtales, Lythraceae. The record is from RefSeq and is a predicted model, not a curated record.
CCAACGGUCGAUAUUCCCCCCCGAUCCCCAUCCCCGGCCUCCAUCCGGCCGUCGGAUGGUGCGGUGGCAUGGGUUUUAUCCCUUUAUUUAAGGCAUGGGAUGUCUUGGGGGUCAUAGUAUAAGGAAGAAGAAGAGAGUGUUAAGGAAGAAAUCAAGGAAGAAAUCAAAAGGAGCAACCAGAAGGGAGAAGGGAAAAAUGGCCUCCUCUAUGCUCUCAUCUGCCGUAGUUGGCAACGCCAAGACCCCGGCCCAGGCCACCCUGGUCGCACCCUUCACCGGCCUCAAGUCGGCCUCCGCCUUCCCCGUCACCCGCAAGAACGCCGACAUCACCUCCCUCGCCAGCAAUGGCGGAAGAGUGCAGUGCAUGAAGGUGUGGCCACCACUUGGGCUGAAGAAGUUCGAGACCCUCUCCUACCUCCCUCCUCUCUCCGAAGCUCAGUUGGGAAGGGAAGUUGACUACCUCCUCCGCAUGGGCUGGGUUCCUUGCUUGGAAUUCGACGUCGGGAGUGGAUUCGUGUACCGUGAGAACCACAGGUCCCCUGGGUACUACGACGGGAGGUACUGGACAAUGUGGAAGCUGCCCAUGUUCGGGUGCACUGACUCCUCCCAGGUGCUGAAGGAGCUCCAGGAGGCCAAGAAGGCCUACCCUGACGCCUUCAUCCGUAUCAUCGGAUUCGACAAUGUCCGCCAAGUGCAGUGCAUCUCCUUCAUCGCCUACAAGCCCCCGCGCUACGCACAGAGCUGAAGGGAUGAAACAUAUAAUGGUCGCUGAAGGGAAUUGGGUCGUCUUGUUGAUGAACUGUACUUCAAAAAAAACAAAGCUGUGGAUCAGAAGGCCCAUUUCUGUUUCCAUUUUCAUUUCUUUGUUUGCUUGUUUUCUGGUUCAGUGUUAUGAGACAUUAUUCCUCUGGCUUUUCGGAUUGCUGAUGCAAUGUGAGAACUUAAUUAAUGAAUAAUUUUAUUUUCUCAUCAUCACAAAA